This is a messenger RNA of Pteropus alecto (black flying fox), 960 nucleotides long. Its product is annotated as taste receptor type 2 member 46-like. The record is from RefSeq and is a predicted model, not a curated record. The coding region runs from base 1 to 960 and encodes 319 amino acids. The transcript has a single exon. NCBI's taxonomy places the organism in Eukaryota, Metazoa, Chordata, Mammalia, Chiroptera, Pteropodidae. Gene Ontology annotation, biological process: detection of chemical stimulus involved in sensory perception of bitter taste; sensory perception of taste; G protein-coupled receptor signaling pathway. Gene Ontology annotation, cellular component: membrane. Gene Ontology annotation, molecular function: bitter taste receptor activity; G protein-coupled receptor activity.
AUGAUAAAUUUACUACAGAGCAUUCUUUCCAUCUUUGUAAUAGCAGAAUUUGUUCUAGGAAAUUUUGCCAAUGGCUUCAUAGCACUGGUGAACUGUAUUGAUUGGGUCAAGGGACAAAAGAUCUUCUUAGUUGAUGGAAUUCUCGCUGCUCUGGCGGUCUCCAGAAUGUGUUUGCUUUGGAUAUCAGUAAUACACUGGUAUGCAACUGUGUUUUCUCCAGCUUUAUGUAGUUCAGAAGCAAGACUUAUUAUUAAUGUGAUCUGGAUAGUAAGCAACCAUUUUUGUGUCUGGCUUACAACUAGCCUCAGCAUACUUUAUUUACUCAAGAUAGCCAAUUUCUCCAACCUUAUAUUUCUUCACCUAAAGUGGAGAGUUAGAAGAGUGAUUCUCACGAUACUGUUGGGGACUUCGGUCUUCUUGGUUUUUCAUCUUGUAUUGGUAAGUAUAAAUAGAAAAAUGUGGAUGAAUGAAUGUGAAGGAAACAUCACCUGGAAUAUCAAAUCGAGGGACAUCAUGCCCCUUUCGUAUAUGACUGUAUUCACGCUUGCAAACUUCGUACCCUUUGCUAUGUCCCUGAUGUCUUCGCUGCUGCUAAUCUUUUCCCUGUGGAAACAUCUCAAGAAGAUGCGGCUUAGUGGCAAAGGAUCCCAAGAUCCCAGGACCGAGGUCCACAUAAGAGCCAUUCAAACUGUGAUCUCCUUUCUCUUGCUAUUUCUCAUUCACUUCCUGAUUCUGAUCUUUGCAGUUUGGUAUUUUAAUAGUCUGCAGAAUGACUCAGUCUUCUUCAGUGGUCAGGUCCUUGCAAUUGUUUAUCCUUCAGGCCACUCAUUUAUUCUGAUUUGGGGAAACAAGAAGCUAAAGCAGGACUUUCUCUCAGUUUUACGGCAGGUGAAGUGCUGGCUGAACAAAUGGAAAGCUCAACGCCAUAGGUCAAUAAGAGGUGCAUCGUUUGUGUUCUAG